This is a messenger RNA of Thunnus maccoyii (southern bluefin tuna), 4042 nucleotides long. RefSeq names its product protein phosphatase 1, regulatory subunit 13 like (gene ppp1r13l). The record is from RefSeq and is a predicted model, not a curated record. Lineage: Eukaryota; Metazoa; Chordata; Actinopteri; Scombriformes; Scombridae. Gene Ontology annotation, molecular function: transcription factor binding. The coding region runs from base 309 to 2735 and encodes 808 amino acids. The transcript has 13 exons. Gene Ontology annotation, biological process: regulation of transcription by RNA polymerase II; positive regulation of cell differentiation.
GUAAACUCAAGCGUCAUGCUAUCAUUCACCUGGGCCAGCUGAGGCAGAAACACCUGGCUCGGGUUACGGUGGUGAGAGAGAGAGAGAGCCAGAGGGGCUGGACUCUGUGCCAAAUAACUCAACUCGGUACGCAGAUACGACUAAAUGUCUGGAGACACAGCAAGAGAGAAACACACAGACUGAGCACAGGCACCACUUCAGGGAAAGAAAAGGAACUGGAACAGGACAGGGGGCUUUCCUCUCGAGUUUGAGGAAUAGAAAAGGCUCUCGACUAUUUUUGAGGAGCCGAACGCCGCUACCUCACAGCCAUGAGUUCUCAGACGGGCUUUAGCAGCAGCAUGCUGUUCCAGUCCAUAAAUGAUGACCUGAAUGCAUCACUGGCUACAGCGGAUGAGCUAUCCAAAGAGUUCAACUCCUUGCUAAACCAGGUUUCCUCCAACAACAAUAACACCAACCCUACGUCUCAGACCAGCUCUACAGUCUCCAGAGAGCAGCCUCAGUCCACCGGGCUGUCAGGCACCUCCAUCACUACGAAGGAGACGAGUGGCAGCAGUAAUGGCAGCUCUAGGUCCAACCCUCUCCCCCUCAGCUCAACAACUUUCCGUCCCAUGGACUCCGUUACAUCCAGCAAUAAAAAUGCACCAUUGCCCCCUGUCUUCUCCACCAGCCCGCUCUCAUCCCCCAAGAUCCAAAGGGCGACACGCUCUCCACCUUCUCGAUCCGGAUCUGAAAGCAGCUCGUACAGCCAGCAGAGCCCCAAACAGUCCCCUCAUACCCCAAGGCGAAAUUCACCCCAACAUUACAACAGGAGCCCACGAGGUUCAAUCAGUUAUAUUGAUAGAAGCCCUUCUUCAAGCCCCACAGUUGCUUCUUUUGACCAGUCAUCUCGGUCUUCUUUGCUCCACUCAUCCAACAACCUUCUGAGCCCGUAUGACAACAGCCAGAUGGGCCGCAGGUCACCUCGGCCGGACAGAACCCCCUCUCCUUUGUCUUUUAAUCAUCCAAUGUCCAACACACUUCCCCGAAAUUUUGGCGGUUUCAGGCAACCCGAUGAGGGUAUGCAGCGGCAAAAGAGCCCUGGGAAGUGGAAUGAGACAGAUCUAGACGUGUCCUAUGAGAGGAAGCCUCACCACACUUAUGACAAGACAGAGUGGCUGCGGCCGUCUGUGCCAAACAGCAACUGGAGAGAAUCCAACCUCGAUGGCCCUCCUCCGACCCCAAACCCGAAAAAGGAUCCUCGCUCUCAAUCUCUCCAGUAUUCCCAGGGUUCUCUCCCCCGUAACACACGUAUAUCAGUUCCUCCAGAUGUUUCAUCCCCUUACCACCCCCAGCCCAUCCUUUCCCGUAUUUCUAUUCCUCCCACAUCUACUCAAUCCCGCCAACGUAGGCCCAUCCCUCUCUCCGUCAUCAUGCGUCUCCAAAACCCCCACUGGGGAGCCAUGGCGACCCGCCACCCCAGAGUCCUGGGAGCAGAAGGAGACAUGGCACCUUACCAACCUGCUAUGUCCGUCCCAAGGGAAUUCUUCCACCAACCUGUAUUCCAGCCUCAGCAACCCCCACCUGAGCUGAGACAACCAGCUAUAUACAGUGACGUGCUGAACCCAGGGGAUAUUGAUGCAGAGUUAGAACGGCUGGACUUUGUUCAUCACAUCCCCGUGAUUUCGGAGAAUCCCAGCAUGCCACAGGGCGUAAGGGAGGUUGAGCAGGGAGUGCUGCCAGCUCCCCGGCCACUCAGCCCCACCAGGCUGCAGCCAGUGGUGGCGCCCGAGGCCCAGAGCCAGGAAAUCCCUAACCUGGAGGAGCUGCUCCGCAUCAGAGCCGAAAUCCCCCGCGCCCUGAAAAGACGGGGCUCCGUGGACCAGUCGCGGCCCCUGAAGAAGGCCUCCCAUUACCAGCCAAACCAGUACAAAAAUCUCAUCAACAAGCUUUUUCACAGGAAGGACCACCGCCAGAAAGGGGAGCAAGGUAGCGAGACGAGCAGCUCUUCAGACGGAGAGGACACCCCGGCGCUUCCUCCUCCUUUUCCUCCACCUCACACAUCCUCAACGGUUCCCCACGACUACAGAAGCUACCAUUCCAUUCUGCGGCGGUCCAAUCGGGAGUUCAAAGGUACUGGGAGGCGAGCUCGGCUCAGCCCGCUUGUCCUGCUGCUGGACGGAGCGUUGGUCGGAGAACUUGAGACAGUGCAGAGGGCCGUUCAGGAGAUGAACGACCCCAGCCAACCCAAUGAUGAAGGCAUCACUGCCCUUCACAAUGCCAUCUGCGGCGGCCAUUACAAUGUGGUGGAUUUCCUGGUUCGCAUAGGAGCCAAUGUUAGUGCGCCAGACAGCCAUGGAUGGACUCCACUGCAUUGUGCAGCCUCUUGUAACGACCGUCCUCUGUGUGAGUUUCUGGUGAGAAAUGGAGCUGCUGUCAUGGCCGUGACAGAGAGUGACAGCGCUACCGCCGCCCAGAAGUGUGAUCCUUAUGCUGUUGGGUUUGAGGAAUGUGAGAACUUUCUGAGAGGUGUGGAGGAGGCCAUGGGGUUGGAGAACAGCGGGGUGCUGUAUGCUCUGUGGAACUACCCGGCUCAGGCAGCCGAUGAGCUGAGCUUCAAAGAGGGAGACAUGGUCACCAUCCUGCAGAAACCUGAAGGCUCAGACUGGUGGUGGGCAUCGCUCUGCGGCAGGGAGGGAUUUGUUCCAAACAACUACUUUGGGCUUUUUCCAAAGGUUCGACCAAAAUCUCUCUGCUAAGUGGUGCCUUCACGAUCAACCUCGGUCAAACUGAGGACUGUCUCAAAAACUGCAUUUACACUGUUGAGAGGAAUACGUCUGCGCGGUUAUGAAAAGAUUAUGUCUUGCUGCAGGGCAGGAGAAAUGUUUGAUCAGUCAGUGAAGGAGAGUUGAAGGAGAAGGCUCGGUAUUCAUUUUGGCCUUACUGACAAUAAUCUCUUUAGAGGACAUUACUUGUAGUGGCUUUCCUGUAAAAAAAACAAUGUCCAGUAAAGCUACAUCUGUGCUAAACUUUUCUGUCAGACUAUGUUUAUCAAAGGGUUACAAAAGGGACAUAUUUCCUGUUGUUUAGCUCAGUUAUGUUCCAGUCAGACAUUUCUGACUCACCGGCUGCUUUAGUAAUCAGAAUGCAUGAACGGUGGCUGUCGGUUGUUCAGUCCACUCGUCAACAAGGUCAACUUAGCUGUAUGCUGCCGACAAACAUGAUCCACGAUCGCUCAGUUUAGAUAAGGGCUGCUUUAAUCAGGGUAAAAUCAAGCUUCUCAAAUCCUGGAACAGAGUUGUCUGCUGCUACAUCAAAGAAGCAUCACAAACUCUUAAGUAAAAGAGAGUGUUCAGGAGUUGAUAUGGAACUUUUUUUUCUUAUGUAAGAUGUACAUAUUGCAGUUUUUUUUCAAAUAGUUUCUUGGAUAUUAGUGUUAUUCUUCCUCUUAUAGCUAGUAUAGCCAUAGUUUUCAUAACUACUGGAACUGUUGUGUGGUUGAUGGGUCCUAAUCAUGACCCCUGACUUUACUAGCCAAAUAUUAUUUUUGAAUUUUAAGAGUUACAUUUAAUAUUUUGCUACCAAUGUGGUUGUAGACUUUACAUAGUAUUUUUCAAUCAGCCGCAGCAAAAAUUCACCCAUAUUUGGUUGGUUUCCACUUGUAUGCACAAUGUAGGUCGUCUGUUGUGCUGUCUAGAUAAAUUAAUCUUUUUUUUUUUAAAAGAACAUAUGAACAUAUGUUUUCUAUGACAAUGACACAAGUGUUUUUGUGGAUGUGCCGGCACCUUAUAUGAUAGCUCACUGCCAUCGUGUGUAAGUGAGUGUGUGUGUUUGUGUGUGAAUGGGUGAAUAAAAGGCUCAGUGUAAAGUGCUUUGGGUAGAAGCUCUAUAUAAAUGUAGUCUGUUACCAUUUGCCAAAAGCAUUUCUUGUCUGAUGUUUAUGUUUUUUUAGUUUUCAGUGUAAGUUGUUUACUAGGGACUGCUGUACACUUGACCUGUAACCCUUCCAAAGGGACACACGGAGACCAAAUGUUUUAUUAUUCAAUAAAUACAUGAGUCACAUGUC